AUUAGUUCCUAGCUAAAAACAUAACAUAAUUCUGUGUCUUCUUCACCUUAUUUUCUCACUCCAAAAAAAAUCAAUCAUCAAAAGAUGACGAUUAGAUUCGUGUUAAUGGUGAACAAACAAGGCCAAACUCGUCUAGCCCAGUACUACGAAUACCUAACUAUCGAACAACGCCGUGCACUUGAGGGUGAAAUUGUGCGCAAAUGUCUUGCUCGUAAUGAGCAGCAGUGUUCGUUUGUGGAGCAUCGCAACUACAAGAUUGUGUAUAGGCGCUAUGCAUCACUUUUUUUCUUGGUUGGAGUUGACAACGAUGAGAAUGAGCUAGCAAUUUUGGAGUUCAUUCAUUUAUUGGUUGAAACCAUGGAUCGCCACUUUGGCAAUGUGUGUGAGCUCGAUAUCAUGUUCCAUCUAGAGAAAGCACAUUUCAUGUUAGAAGAGAUGGUGAUGAAUGGAUGUAUCAUCGAGACCAACAAGUCGAACAUUUUGGCCCCUAUACAAUUGAUGGAUAAAGCAUCUUGAUUAAUGUACCUAUUUAGGCAUACUGUAUAUGUUAAUAUUCUUGUUAAUCAAGGGCACUGCCCCUUUUUUCUUUUAUAAAAAUUCUAUUGUAUGUUUGGAUUCGAAUCAAGAAUUGUUGUUAAUGUCACUUAUUUUGUUACUGAAAGCCUGUUUGAUUCAAGAAUGUGCGAGGAAAAUGUUUCUU
This is a messenger RNA of Beta vulgaris subsp. vulgaris (sugar beet), 700 nucleotides long. RefSeq names its product AP-4 complex subunit sigma. Gene Ontology annotation, cellular component: intracellular membrane-bounded organelle. Gene Ontology annotation, biological process: vesicle-mediated transport; protein transport. Lineage: Eukaryota; Viridiplantae; Streptophyta; Magnoliopsida; Caryophyllales; Amaranthaceae. The transcript has 4 exons. The record is from RefSeq and is a predicted model, not a curated record. Bases 85 to 516 code for a protein of 143 amino acids.